Molecule: messenger RNA, 2665 nt
Organism: Prinia subflava (tawny-flanked prinia)
Lineage: Eukaryota; Metazoa; Chordata; Aves; Passeriformes; Cisticolidae
Gene: WHAMM
Product: WASP homolog associated with actin, golgi membranes and microtubules
Exons: 10
Coding region: 87-2459 (790 amino acids)
Biological process (GO): endoplasmic reticulum to Golgi vesicle-mediated transport; Arp2/3 complex-mediated actin nucleation
Cellular component (GO): endoplasmic reticulum-Golgi intermediate compartment membrane; cytoplasm
Molecular function (GO): Arp2/3 complex binding; actin binding
Source: RefSeq, a predicted model, not a curated record
GGUGCUGCGGCGCCCGGCCCCGCCCCGCCCGGCGCUCGGUUUCUGUUUCGCUCCGGGCCCCCCGCGCCGCUGUCGCCGCUGUCGCGAUGGAGCCGCAGCCCGACAGCCUGGAGGGGUGGGUGGCCGUGCGCGACACCGCCUUCACCGAGCCUCAGCCGCCGCCGCGGCUCCGCUUCCUCGUGGGUUGGAACGGCGCGGAGGGCGCGUUCGCGGUGACCUGCCACGGGCGGGCCGAGGCGGCGGAGCAGGCCCCGCAGAGCUGGGCCGGGCUCUUCUCGGCACCGGCCCUGCGCGGCGUCCACCGGCAGCUGUCGGCCGUGUGCCCGCGCCUGGAGCCCGCCUUCCCCGAGCUGCCGCCCGCGCUGCCCGGCGCGGCCGCCGGCGGGCUCUGGGCCGUGCUGUUCCCCGGCGGCGCCGCGCCCGAUGAGGCCAAGCUGCAGGAGCUGUGCCGGGCGCUGGAGCUCUACCUGGGCUGGGCCCUGGAGCUCUGCGGCGGCCGCGUGGUGCUGGACGCCCUCUUCGCCGCCGACCGCUGCUGCGACGACGAGUACUUCGAGAGCCUCCACGAGCUCCGCGGGAAGGCCCUGCGCGGCCACCUGGCCCGGGCCAAGGAGGCCCUGCGGCGGGUUCUGCAGCAGCAUAAAAGUGCUGACACAAUGGUGGCUUUGAUGAAGGUUUAUGAAGAAGAAGAUGAAGCUUAUCAGGAUUUGGUCACCAUGGCAACACAAUUCUACCAGUAUUUACUGCAGCCCUUCAGAGAUAUGCGAGAGCUGGCAACACUGUACAAACUGGAAAUCCUGAAAUCUUUGCAGUAUGAUAAUUUGGGGCCUAGAAGAGUAGCAGCUUUGCAAAAGGAUGCUGAAGAAUGGACUAAGCGAGCUGAGAGUGCUGUGUGCUCCAUUCAGGAUAUCACAGUGAACUACUUCAAGGAAACUGUAAAGGGUCUGGCAGCAAUGCACAAACAGAUGGAACAAGAUGAGGAGAGAUUUGGUAAAACCACCUGGGCAUCAGCUUUGCCACGACUAGAAAACCUGAAAUAUAUGUUAGCAAAAGAAACCCUUCAGCAUCUGAGGGCAAGAGAGUUGUGCCUGAAACAGAAGAGAACUGGCAUUCAGAAACUCAUGGAGAAUCUUGGUGAACAAGAAGAGAAUUUAAGUGUAGUGGAGGAGCUGGAAAUACAGUAUUAUGAAACACAGCUGGAAUUAUAUAAUGUACAGCUUGAAGUAUUGAAACAUGAAGAGAUGCUGCUUAUUGUACAGUUGGACACUAUAAAGAGACAGAUUAAAGAGAAACAGGAUGAAGUUGUUUACUAUGAUACAUGUGAAAAUCCUGAGGAGCUCAAGGUCAUUGAACAGAGCAUGGGACAACAUUACGCUAACUUGUCAGCAAUGACGGUGCUGAGGCAGAAGACAAAGCACCUGGAGAAAAAGCGUGGGACUGUCUGUGCGAGGAGAGCCUACCUCAGGAACAAAAAAGAUCAGUGUGAAGCAAGCCAUCGGCAGAGACUGCAACAGGCAGAGGAGAGCAGAAAACGUUUCCAGCAGCAUCACAGCAUCCAGAUAAAGAGAGACAAACAAAAAGAGGAGGAGAAGAAGAAAAAAGCUUGGAUAAGCCAGGAACGCCAGAAAACACUGGAGAGGCUGAAAGUAUUCAGAGAGAAGCGUCCAGCUCACGUUGUUCUGAAAACAUCUCAUCCCCAGCCUCCCAGUCCCAGGCUGCCACGAGGGGUCCCUCAGCAGGCUGUGGUGCUGUCCCCUCCACCUGCCCCCAGCACAGGGACAGCCCCAGCAGCUCUGUCCCCUGCACCCCCAUCGAGAGUAAGGGCAGCCCUUGAGCAGCCACAGAGCAUUCUGCUUGUAGAAGACAAAGAACCAAAAGCUUCAUGUCAGAAUACCCCAGCAGACAUCCCUGAUGUCCAGAUUUUUGUUGCUGGUGGUGACACAGAGGAACAAAAGCACAGUGAGGAAUUGGUGGUCUCUCCAUGUUCACCACCACCUCCUCCACCCCCUCCUCCCUUGCCCCCUCCGCCCCCACCUCCCCCACUGCCUCUCCAGUUAAAAACACCAUCAGCAACAGAGGAUAAACCACUUCCCCUCAGCUCUGAUGGCCCCUCAGAAAGCCCUGCACUGCACAAACAGGAUGACUCCUCCAGGAGGUCUAUAAAUAAUUGCAUAGGUUCCAUGGAUGAAGUUUUGGCUUCUCUGAAGCGCAGUGAAGUUCACCUUCGCAAAGUGGAACAGCCAAACCCCUAUGCCUCUGUGAAGGACAACAUCCUCUCUGCCAUAAGGCAGGGGGUGAAACUGAGGAAAGUGAAUCGAGACACUGAGAGAGAUGGCACUAGAGGAUCCCCCAAUGAGCUUGAGAGGAGCAUUAAGGCAGCCAUGCAGAGAAUUAAAGUGUCUGCUGAUUCUGAAGAAGAGGAGGACAACGAUCAGAAUAAUGGGGAAUGGGACAGCUAACCAGCACAACAGACUUACUGACUGGAACAGAGUGUGUGCCUCAUUUUGCACGUUGUAGAAAACUGUCCCUUUCAAAAUGAAAGGACUGUGUGAUUGUGUGUGGUGUUCUCAUAGUCCAAAAUGUCUCGUAAAGUAAAAGAAUCCUGCUGAUUUUCUAUAGGAGCUACAGAUUCAUAUUUUUGCAUGAUAAAUCAUAUUCCAAAUUA